UGCACAAGCUGAUGUCAACGUUUGUAGUGACUAUUUUGCAGAAAUAUUUGAAAAGACCCCGUGUAAAAAUCCUGUGGUAGUGCUCAAAGAUAUUAAAAAGUCAGACUUAGAUGCCUUGUUAGACUACAUGUACAUAGGUGAAGUGGAUGUGAGACAGAGUGAACUGGCGGGACUUAUCAAAGCGGCCGAGUGUCUAAGAAUUAAGGGCCUGGCAGUGCCAGAUGAGGACCCCACCAAGGCUCAGAAAAAGGGGCCCAUUAAUGUACCUGAGAGGAGGGAGGACAGUCCGCCAGCCAAGCGGAAGAGACGGGACUCAGGCGGGGAGCGUGGGAGGGCUCCGACGCCCCCAGCCCCCCGGGGUGCGUCCCAGUCCUCCUCCUCCUCCUCGUCCUCCCACCCUGCUCCCUCAUCAUCAGUGCCUAGUCAAGCACCCCCACAGUUGUCAUCUGUACCUGAGUCACAUGUGCCAUCACAGUCCAUGCCUCCUCCGGCGAGUAUGUCGCAGGAGUUGCGGCACGUGGACGGUCUACGUGGGAGACAGGACUCCCAGCUAGGUUCUGUGAGACCUGCCCCAGACCCCUCAUCACUGCGCUCCCCCCCAGGUGGAGGGGGUGGAGGCCAGGACCACUCCCACCCCACUUCGGCCUCUCCGCGGUCGGACUCGUCACUACUGCCGGUCCAGAUGAUUAAGGUGGAGGUGGAUGAUGGGUCAGACCCCCCCGGCCCUCCUGGCUCCAAGGACCCACACCCUGAGCGUGAAGAGGGUGGCAGUGAGAUGGACGGGGACGAGGAGGCCAGCAAUGACUUCUCUGACUACCAAAGCCAUCCCGGGGAGAUUGAGAAAGAAGAGCACGACCAGAUGGACUAUGGUGCUGACCAGAUACCAGGGCCUUCGGGCCUCCAAGGGGGCCCACCCAUGCUAGGCUGGGGGGAAGAAGGGGAGGCUGGGUUUCCCCACAACCUCUUCGGCGGUGAUGACCCCACAGCGCAACAAGCGGCUCUCAGUGCGGAGAAGCCCUUCGCGUUCCACCUUCCUUUCCCUCCGGCCGCCAAGCCCGCAGGUGUCGCGGCCCUGCACCUGCGGGCUGCCUCCGGGGAGAAGCCCUAUGCGUGCCCGCACUGCCCCUACCGAGCCUCGCAGCGCAUCCACCUGCACGAGCACAUCCGCAUCCACACGGGCGAGAAGCCCUUCCGGUGUCCGCACUGCCCCUACGCCGCCAGGACCAACUACAUUCUGACCAAGCACGUGCGGCGCCACACGGGCGAGAAGCCCUUCGCCUGCCCCAACUGCGACUACAGGGCGGCGCAGCGCAGCCACCUCACCACGCACUUGCGCACGCACUCGGGCGACCGGCCCUUCGCCUGCCCGCACUGCCCCUACCGCGCCACGCAGCGCGUCCACCUGCAGGACCACGUCAGGAUGCACGCGGACGGAAGUCUUGUGUCAGAGUGCCCAGCCUGGCGUGGUGGUUCAGCUGCGAAAAGCACCGCCGUAUCAGACCCCACAUGCUGCUCGCGUAACCGCGCAGAGUACUUCAGGCUUGAACAACUGCGCACAGGUACUCACUCCGUUUCGCCGCAGUUUCAUUUCAUGGCUUAUAAUUACUUGAAGAGAGAAGAAGGCAAUCGAACGGACAAAGCAAGCAAGCGGGAGCGAGGAUUGGAAGCGAUGGGGAAGGGGGGCGAAGGCGUGAAAAAGCGGGGAGAAUCCGUAGUGAGUGCUGCUGUGCUGUGUCCGUAUGUGGGUGCUAAUGACAGGCUCUCGUUGCAGGCUCUCACUGUGGAGAAGCCCUUCGCCUGCCCCACCUGCGCGUACAGCACGUACCGCCGCGACCACCUCAACACGCACCUCCGGACACACACCGGGGAGAAGCCCUAUGCUUGUCCUCACUGCCCCUAUCGGGCGUCACAGCGCGUGCACCUCAACUCGCACGUGCGCACGCACACGGGGGAGAAGCCGUAUGCAUGCUCGCACUGCUCGUACCGGGCGGCGCAGCGAGCUCACCUCCUGUUCCACCUGCGCACGCACACGGGCGAGCGCCCCUACCAGUGCCGGCUGUGCCCGUACGCCUCGGCGCAGAACUCGCACCUGAAGCACCACAUGAAGGCGGUGCACGCGAGCCACGACCCGCAGGACCAGGACGCCGGCAAGGACGCCCUCGGCCACUGAAGGGGGCCAGGUGUGUGGAAGGAGGGGGUGGGGCGCAGUGGCGGAGGGAGUGAGAAUGGGGCCAGCACGAAGAGAGUGAGAGUGAGGGAGCAGAAAGGAAGGAGUGGGAGUGUACAGGUUCUCCCCUGGGGAGGAAAGGUGCGAAUCCCGAAGGGGCGUCAACGAAAGAAGGAACGCCGGUCUCGUAGACGGACGAGUCGGAGGGUGCGUGGACGUGCAUGUGUUCCGAUGAAGCCAUUCCCUUUUAUUUUGAACGUAGACCCAAAACAUUUUUCUUUGCGGAAUACGAGUUAGAUAUUGUGCCUGUCUCUCUGUUUAGUGUUGAGUUGGCCGAAAUAUUUGUGAUUGGUCUCGGCAGAACAAGUGCGUCUCGACUGGUUUAGUAUUUGCGAUGACGAAAAGGAAAGUACAAAGGCGUUUGCAGAGAAGGAACGUGUCCAGGCGUUCUCAUUCACAAUUAACAAAUUCCCUUCACAUCACUUCUCUUCCUCAUUUCCACUCGCUCUGUCUUCUUCCUCGUUCAUCUUCUUCGUUCCUCGACAUUUUUCCUUUUUUGUCCUCGCUCCUUCCUCCCUUUUCCCCAAAAAGACUAUAGCAAAGCGAAUCCCUCGACCUUUGUCCAGUGGAGGUUUGUGUUUCCUGUUUCACGAGUUUUGUUCAUCGGUGUCGUUGAGCAUCGGCUGAAAAUGCACCCGGGCGAGGACUUUUUACCUCAGUGAUUAUUUUGGAAGGAUCGAAUGGAAUCCAAUGGCAUGUUUAAACGGCAGGUGUAUGAAUAUGAAUAAACUUUUAUUUUGUAAUAUAAAAAAGAAUGUAUGUGAAAUUUUAUGUAAAUAUAUAGAAUACAAAUAGACCUGUAUAUAACCACA
Penaeus vannamei (Pacific white shrimp) is the source of this 3039-nucleotide messenger RNA. Lineage: Eukaryota; Metazoa; Arthropoda; Malacostraca; Decapoda; Penaeidae. The record is from RefSeq and is a predicted model, not a curated record.